Molecule: messenger RNA, 8722 nt
Organism: Anolis sagrei ordinatus
Lineage: Eukaryota; Metazoa; Chordata; Lepidosauria; Squamata; Anolidae
Source: RefSeq, a predicted model, not a curated record
ACCGAACGCGGCGGCGGCGGCGGCGGCGCUGCUUGAGGGAAGCGGUUGCCGUCGCCAACGGAAGCAGUCCCGGCUUGGGCCUGGAGCCGCUCUCGCCUCAGGCCCGCUCCGACAUGCCCCGCUCUGCCGGCGGAGGAGGAGAAGGAGGAGGAGGACCAUGAGCGGGCUGGCGAACGGGGCGAGCCUGGAGGACUGUCACGCCAACCUCUUCUCGCUGGCAGAACUCACAGGCAUCAAGUGGCGCAGGUAUAACUUUGAAGGCCAUGGAGAUUGUGGCCCGAUUAUCUCAGCACCGGCUCAAGAUGAUCCAAUUCUUUUGAGUUUCAUCCGCUGUCUGCAGGCCAAUCUGCUAUGUGUCUGGCGCCGGGAUGUCAAACCAAAUUGUAAGGAGUUAUGGAUAUUCUGGUGGGGAGACGAACCAAAUUUAGUGGAUGUGAUACAUCGCGAACUUCACAUGGUGGAAGAAGGACUUUGGGAGAAUGGACUUUCAUAUGAAUGCAGGACACUUCUUUUCAAGGCAAUUCAUAACCUGCUGGAAAGAUGCCUAAUGGAUAAGAACUUUGUAAGGAUUGGGAAAUGGUUCAUCCGGCCCUAUGAGAAAGAUGAAAAGCCUAUUAACAAAAGUGAGCAUUUGUCCUGUGCCUUCACAUUCUUCCUUCAUGCAGAAAGUAAUGUGUGUACAAGUGUGGAGAUUGCCCAGCACUUGCCAAUCUAUCUAAUCAAUGAGGAACAUCUUCGCAUGGCUCAAUCCUCCCCGGUGCCAUUCCAAGUGCUGAUAAGCCCAUAUGGUUUGAGCGGUACUUUAACAGGCCAAGCAUACAAAAUGUCUGAUCCAGCAACCCAGAAACUAAUUGAGGAGUGGCAAUAUUUUUACCCUGUGGUGUUGGGGAAGAAGAAAGAAGGCUUCAAAGAAGAACUGCGAUACGAUGAUGACUUUCCAGUGGCAGUGGAAGUCAUUGUUGGUGGUGUCCGGAUGGUGUAUCCCUCAGCUUUUGUUCUCAUUGCUCAAAAUGACAUCCCUAUUUCUCCAAGCACUUUGGCACCUGGAGCCCACAACAACGUGGCACAGCAGGGAGCUGGGAACAUGAAAGAUGCCCACAGCUGUGGAAUGUUUCUUACACCACCCAUUUCUCCAGAGCAGAUUGUCAUAGGUGAAAGUGGAAGCAUUCCCAGCAUGGUCAGUCAUACUGCAGCAGCCCCAGAUGGGAUGGGCACUGUGCAGAGUUCAAAGAUAUCAGAGAAAAUUCCUUCAAUAUUCCAUAAGCGCAUUGUUCAGAGGACUUGGAAGGAAUGGAUCCUCAACAAGUCACAAUCCAGAAGAGCUCUGAUUACGAAGGGAGGAACCUUCACCAACUGUGCUGCUUGGGAUUUUAUUGAUCCUGUCAAAAGGGUUUAUUGCACUUGCUCUAGGCAUAGGCUCUUUAGGCAACGCUAUUUGGGUUUUAGCCGCCUACCGUCUUUAUCACAAUCCAGUUCUUCUACUUCACUGCCACUUGCAUCUAAGCACAAACUCACAGAGAGGCAGGAGAAACUGGAAAAAAUUCAGAAGAGAUCGCUACUGCCAUUUCACCAUCGGCCAGCUGUUACUGAAGAACUUUGUACGGAGCAAGAUCCACCGGCACACAAGUUGACCUUGGCGGGAAUGGAGCCUUCCUUGGAAGCCCCUGGCAUCCGUAAAUACGAGAAGCAGUUCUCUCUACCACCUCGACACUCAAGCAAACAAACACAUUUGAAUCCCAUGGAUUCUCCCCAUUCCCCUGCGUCCCCUCUGCCCCCUACCCUUAGUCCUCAGCCAAGAGGGCAGGAAGUUGAGAGUUUAUACCCACCAUCAAUUCCUGUGACUCCUAUCCUCUACCACAGUGGAUUAGAACUCCAGCCACUACUCAGCACAGAGGGCAGUACGGUCCAUGGAGGACAGAGGCUGCCUCUUAUGGAAGAAGUCGGUGAUACUGUUGUGUAUUCUGGGGUUAUACAGAACCAAGAGUCACUGAACAUGUGGCAGGGAUAUACUCUUCCCUCCAAUGGAAAUAAAGAGUUCAGGCCUCCGGAACUCCAUUGCGAGAGAUAUGACAUCAGUGACAACACAUCAUUUCAAAGCACUGCACUAAAAAGGCUCUUAGCACAACCUAACAGAAGAUUUAAAAUCUUGGAAGAACCCUCCUCUGGGCCAGAAAUUCAUUAUUUUGACCUGUACCCUCUAAACCGCCGGCGGCCUGGCAAAGGUUUGAGAGACGUCAGUGAUCCUUACACAUUUCAGGAUGGAGACAUCAAAUACAGUUUCACCCGCACUAAAAAGUAUAAACUUGGACCUGACAGAGAAUUGCUGAAGAAAAAUAAGUCAGGUGACGGAACUGAGCCAAAGGAGAUUUCUGUAGCAGAUCACCCUACAACCAUGUCAGAUGGGAAAGAUGCAAUGUCUAUUUUCAGGUCGGCGCCUAAAACAGACACCCGGAACGAUAAUGCUGCAACUCGAGCUGGUUCCAGUAGCCUCAUGCAAGUCACAGACCUGGCUCCCUCACUGCAUGAUUUAGACAACCUCUUUGAUAAUUCUGAUGAAGACGAUACUGAAGCUGUCUCUCCUUCUCAUUCUGCAAAAGUGCCUCUGCAGGGGACUGAAGAACGCUCUCUGGGCAAGGAUACCAGAACAGCAGUUCCUUACCCCCCAACUGUGGCCGACCUGCAGAGGAUGUUUCCUACUCCACCAUCCUUGGAGCAGCACCCUGCUUUUUCUCCAGUGAUGUGUUAUAAAGAUGGGAUUGGCUCAGAGACAUUGACUACACUAGGGAUGUUGGAAAGUCCAGCCUUCAACAUGACUACAAAUCAACUCACAGAGUUUAAAAUUGAAGUGGAAGAUGGAUUAGGCAGCCCUAAACCGGAAGAAAUAAAGGAUUUCUCCUUUGUGCACAAGAUGUCAACCUUUCAGCCCUUUUUGGGCUCCUCUGCAUUUGCGCCUUUGAAGAUUCUCCCAAGUCAGUGCCUGCAACCUCUGAAGAUUCCAGAAGCCUGCAUCUAUCGGCCAUCCUGGGAACUUCCUCCCAAAACUGAACAUCUUCCUUUACCACCUAACACUACAUUCAUCCGCGAUGGUUAUACCAACAUACCCAGUGUUGGGAGCCUAGCAGAUCAAGACUAUCUUCAGAUGAACACCCCCCAGAUGAGCACUCCUGUGACACUAAACAGUGUGGCCCCAGCCAGCAACGGUGGAGCAGGGGUUCUGCCUUCCCCAGCCACUCCUCGCUUCUCCGUGCCUACGCCGCGCACACCUAGGACGCCAAGGACACCUCGAGGUGGGGGCACUGCCAGUGGGCAAGGAUCUGUGAAAUAUGACAGCACGGACCAAGGCUCGCCGGUAUCGACCCCCUCUACCACCCGGCCCCUCAAUUCUGUGGAGCCAGCAACUGUCCAACCGAUUCUAGAGGCCCAUAGCCUGUACGUCACACUUAUUCUUUCCGACUCAGUGUUGAACAUCUUUAAAGACAGCAAUUUUGACAGCUGCUGCAUUUGUGCAUGCAACAUGAAUAUCAAGGGGGCCGACGUGGGGCUGUAUAUCCCGGAUUCAUCAAACGAGGACCAGUAUCGGUGUACUUGUGGAUUUAGUGCAAUUGUAAAUCGCAAACUAGGGUACAACUCUGGGCUGUUCAUCGAGGAUGAAUUGGAUAUUUUUGGCAAGACAUCAGACAUUGGCCAAAUUGCAGAGAGGAGGUUGAUGAUGAGUCAGUCCCCCUUAUUGCCUCAGCUGGGAGAGGGAUCCAAGAAGGUUCAGGAACUCCCCGUUAACCUUCUCCUCCUCCUUCAAAGUCAGCACAGCCAGCCUUUCACCUCAUUGAACUGCUUAUACUACAUGUCUGCAACUAGCCGGCAAACACUCCCUUAUACAAACUGGAACUAUGACAGAGUUCGGGCCGAAAGCAAUGAUUCCUGGGUUGAGUGCUUCAAUGCCCUGGAACAAGGCAGGCAGUAUGUGGAUAAUCCUAUCGGUGGGAAAGUGGAUGAAGCUCUUGUCCGAAGUGCUACGAUUCACUCUUGGCCUCACAGUAAUGUUCUGGACAUCAGCACACUAUCCUCCCAGGAUGUGGUGCGCAUGCUCCUUUCUCUCCAGCCCUUUCUGCAGGAUGCCAUCCAGAAGAAACGAACCGGCAGGACCUGGGAGACCAUCCAGCAUGUUCAAGGACCCCUCACUUGGCAGCAGUUCCAUAAAAUGGCAGGACGUGGUUCAGAAGAAUCUCCCGAGCCUCUUCCCAUCCCCACAUUGCUGGUGGGUUAUGACAAGGACUUCCUGACAAUCUCUCCAUUCUCCUUGCCUUUUUGGGAGAGGCUACUAUUAGAUCCAUAUGGUGGUCAUCAAGAUGUUGCCUAUAUUGUGGUGUGUCCAGAAAAUGAGGCCUUGCUUAAUGGAGCCAAAACUUUCUUCAGGGACUUAAGCACUGUAUAUGAGAUGUGUCGGCUUGGGCAGCAUAAGCCCAUCUGUAAAGUGUUGCACGAUGGGAUCAUGCAGGUGGGAAAGACGGCUGCCCUGAAACUGACAGAUGACGUGGUGAGCGACUGGUUCAAUGCACCCUGGGGCAGUGAAGACACUGACAAUCAUUCCAAGCUCAAACUUUAUGCGCAAGUUUGUCGUCAUCACCUAGCACCUUACUUAGCAACUUUGCAACUUGAUAGCAGCCUGCUGAUGCCACCUAAACAGACUUCGCCAUUGAGCCAGGAACGAACAAAACCUGGGCGACCAAUGGUCCCCUCCCACUCGACCCCUUUUGCUGUUCCUGGGCCUCCCCCAGUGGGCAGUUCUUUCACUUCGACACCUAGCUCUAGGACCACAAACCUCUCAGUGAGCAGCUCUUCGGCCUCGGGGUCAACAGUGCCGCGGUUGUCAGGAUCGUCCUUACCACCCGGUAUUAAGCAGGCAAGCUCUACCUCUUCAUCUGGGUUCAGUAGUGGCCUACCUCAAGGUCAGAACCUAGCUUCUGGGGUAAAUCCUACAGAGAGAUCCCAAGGAAGUUCAGUCUCAGGAGGAGAUGCCGAAGUAGGCCACAACUCAUCUCAACAGAAUCAAGAAGGGAUGGAAAGCACUGCAGAAAGGGAAAGAAUGGGAAUUUCCCUUGAGCCCGAAUCCGUAGAUAGUCAUGCCUAUCCUCCAGCUGUUGUUAUUUAUAUGAUAGAUCCCUUCACCUACAUUGCAGAAGAGGAAUCUGCUUCCACCAACCUCUGGCUUUUGGGUCUCAUGCGAUGUUACACAGAGAUGAUGGACAGCCUUCCUGAACACAUGAGGAAUUCUUUCAUUCUCCAGAUUGUGCCUUGCCAAAACAUGCUGCAAACCACGAAGGGUGAGCAGGUCCUUUACGUUCAGCACUUGAAGUCCCUGGCAUUCUCCGCCUACUGCCAGUGCCGGCGACCACUGCCCACCCAGAACCACAUUAAGUCUCUGACAGGCUUUGGGCCCGCUGCCAACACUGAGACAACUCUCAAGAACCCUGAGUGGCCCAGCCCCAUUCAGCUGUACUCUCCACCAUUUAUACUGGCUCCCAUCAAGGACAAACAGACAGAGUUGGGGGAGACCUUUGGAGAAGCCAGCCAGAAAUGCAACGUGCUUUUUGUUGGGUAUUGUUUGUCUCACGAUCAACGCUGGCUCCUGGCUUCCUGCACCGACACCCAUGGCGAGUUGCUGGAUACCUGUGUGAUCAACAUUUAUCUGCCAAACAGAUCAAAGAGAAGCAAAGUUUCGCCCCGUAAAAUUGGCUUGCAGAAGCUGUGGGAAUGGUGCACAGGGAUCAUCCAAAUGUCAUCACUACCUUGGAGAGUUGUGAUUGGCCGACUUGGACGCCUUGGUCAUGGGGAGCUGAAAGAUUGGAGCAUCCUGCUUGGCGAGAGUUCACUGCAGACAAUCAGCAAGCAGUUGAAGGAGGUGUGUCGAAUGUGUGGCAUCUCCUCGACCGACUCUCCUUCAAUUCUCAGUGCCUGUUUGGUGGCUAUGGAACCCCAGGGGUCAUUUGUUGUGAUGCCAGAUGCUGUUACCAUGGGAUCUGUCUUUGGCCGCAGCACUGCUCUCAAUUUGCAGUCAUCCCAGCUGAAUACGCCGCAGGAUGCCUCUUGCACACACAUCUUAGUCUUUCCCACCUCCGCAACCAUCCAGGUUGCUCCAGCCAAUUAUCCUAAUGAGGACGGGUUCAGCCCCAAUAAUGCUGUGGAUCCGGGCGGGAUGCAGACUUCGCUGGAUAAUACAGAACAUUGGAUGAGCGAAGAUGACAUGUUUGACCUUCCAUUCCCGGAUGAUAUGGAUAAUGACAUUGGGAUUCUAAUGACCGGGAAUCUUCAUUCAUCUCCAACUUCAUCUCCUGUCCCUUCCCCUUGCUCUCCUGGUAUUGGAGUAGGCCCAUCUUUCCAGCAUAGUCGGAGCCAAGGGGAGCGUCUCCUCUCCCGGGAAGCUCCUGAAGAACUCAAGCAGCAGCCUCUUGCUCUGGGCUACUUUGUCUCCACUGCCAGAGCUGAGAACCUUCCUCAGUGGUUCUGGUCCUCUUGUCCACAUGCUCAGAACCAAUGCCCCCUCUUUCUGAAGGCAUCGCUGCAUCAUCACAUCUCUGUUGCACAGAUGGACGAACUCCUCCCUCCUCGGAACUCACUCCAUCCCUUGGACUCUAAAACCACAUCAGAUGUCCUGAGGUUUGUUUUGGAACAGUACAAUGCACUCUCAUGGCUCACGUGCAACCCCGCAACUCAGGAUCGCAGCUCCUGCCUUCCUGUCCACUUUGUGGUGCUCACACAGCUAUACAACGCCAUCAUGAAUCUCCUUUAGUCACCUGACUGGUGGUCACCUUCAACUUGAGAAGUGUUCCAUAGCCUAUCCGUUCCAGUGGCAAUCAUCUUGAUAUUUUGAGGGCCCAUGCAGUCAAUGUGCUUCUUGUGGAGUCACAGAAAGCUUCUUCUUUGUCUGGAGUAUACCAGGUGGAGCAUGCCAUCACUUUCAACAAGCAUUUUGGACAUUGGGUGAAUCAAAGCCUCAGGGCCAUGCUAAAUUGGUAGCUGGAUGUUAUGGAACAACAUAUCACAGAAGUCAGUGUCUUAGCUUUUUAAUGCACAGCCUUGUCAUUCAGAAGCAAAAUGUUGUCGCGGCCAGUAGACAUGGCCCAGGCCUAUCCUUGGAAACCACAGGAUGGCUGUAGCUGCAUAGAAGAACCCAUUCUCAUUGUUUAUAAAUGGUGGGGUUUUCUGUCUGUCAGGAUAAAGUGGAUUGCAUUAAUGCAUUUGUUAACCUGUCCAUAGAGUUAUGAAAAGUCUGGAGAUCCUCUUCUGUUUGUUGGCCGUUUUGUUUUUAAUUUAUUUAUGGGGUUAUUAAAUUAUAAGGCACCAGUGUGUUAUUCAGAACUAUUUAAUGACAUACCUCUCGCUCUUCAGAUCUGGGGCUAAAUCCAUGAAAAACCCAGAAAGCAAGUGAAGUAGUAACAUUUAAAUAUUGCCAUUUUGGUUGGUGGUCACUGAGAAUGAAGGAACCCAGUUUGCAGUAAGGUUUGAAAAGGUCUGAUGAGUAACUGAGAAUAGCAAGAGACAUUAGUCAUUUAUGAGCAUUUAUUACCGUGAAUCAAAGUGAAGGGAGAAGCAUUUAUUUAGAGGGAAGUUUGACAAUUUGAGAACUGAUUCCUGAAGUCCGAGUGACCUAUCAACUGGCACAGGCUUGUCCUCUAGUGACAUAAAUGUCAAAAUACUAUAUAUCACACACUGUUGGUUGUUUACACUCUUGUCUGUUUCAAUUCUGAUGUAUUUUUCUGUCUGUAAGAAAAAAUAUUCUUUCAAGGAAAUCAUUUUUAAAUCCGAUUUCAUUCCAUUCGUACUUUAAAAUUAAAUCCACAGAGACAGGAAAAUUACCAGGUUUAAAAUGUGUGCUGUUGAAAAAGUGUUUAAAGCGAAUCCUGUUAUUUUUAUGACUUCUGAACUGUAGGAUGAGAGAGGUCUAGAGUCUAAGUUCCCGUUUCUAAUGUUUGCUGUUGCACUCAAAAAGAGGAAUCAAAUAGGUCAGAUGGCUGUUCUCGGAGAAUAUUUUACUAUUUUUGAAGUUCUUCCAAAAGUUUGUCUUGUUCUGGUUAAAAAAUAAUAAUAAAAAUUUCUAUGAAAUUGAAGAAAUAUUUUUCCUUAAAUCAAAUUUAUAAUUGAAAAUAAUAAUAAUAGUAAUCCCAUGCCUAAUCCCUUGGAAGGACUAGUCAGAGAAGGAUUGGGUUUCUUAAUACUCAUUUUGGGGAAACCUUUGCAAUGUACAGAAGAAGACCCAUAUGUAUCCAAACCGUUUGUAUCUAAUGUAUACAGUGUACAUUCGAUUUUUAAAAUAUUGCCUAUUUUUCUUAAUCAGAAAAAACAAAUUACCAAGGCCUUUUGAAGAGCAUUAAAAGAAAAAAAGAUUGUAAACUUGUAUUUAGAAAAAGGUUCAGAGGAAAGCUAUGUAAAGGUACAUUUUCCCACUUUGGGUGUUUUGCCAGGUUCACCUGACUCUUGGAUUAUUGUUGGGUUGGCUUUUUUAUGUGAUGUUUUUAUCGAAGGGGUUCUUUUCUUCCCCAGAGUUCCAGUUCUAAUGCAAAAGUUCAAACAUCCCUCGCCUUACAAGGAAGGGGAGGGAGGUCGUUAGGGAUGAUUCUCAUCUACUGUUGUUUUUAUUUAAUUUUUUAAGUUAAGAGAAAAAUGUUAACAUAUUUAUACAUUUUUGUGCAAAAUAAAUAAAUGGCAAUAGAUUUUAAAAGAAAAA